This is a messenger RNA of Thrips palmi, 1608 nucleotides long. RefSeq names its product gastrula zinc finger protein XlCGF71.1-like. Gene Ontology annotation, biological process: regulation of transcription by RNA polymerase II. Gene Ontology annotation, molecular function: DNA-binding transcription factor activity, RNA polymerase II-specific; RNA polymerase II cis-regulatory region sequence-specific DNA binding. The transcript has 4 exons. NCBI's taxonomy places the organism in Eukaryota, Metazoa, Arthropoda, Insecta, Thysanoptera, Thripidae. The record is from RefSeq and is a predicted model, not a curated record. The coding region runs from base 386 to 1156 and encodes 256 amino acids.
GAACAGUUUGAAGAGGUUUCGUUACGGGAGAUUUUGUGAUUCUUGUUCCUCACUCGCCGAGAGCUUGACUGCUCUGGUGACAAGCGUAUGCGCAACGCUACGCCAGGGCAUAGUCCCCCUUGCUCUUCCGACUCAGGUGACGCUCUGGUUGAAGUCUAAUUCGAAACGAAAGGAAGAGGAUCCUAAAGCCAAGGAUAACGCGCCUCCGCAGGGAACACAGUCGCAGUCGCCCUGACAGGAGGGAGGAGGAAGUCCUAACCAAGGCGUCGGAACGGCGUAUCUUCUGGAAAGGCACGUUUGUCGACAAGCGUCUCCACACAACGACGUGUUCCAAGUCUUCUACAGGUUACUACUAUUUCGCCGCACCAACCUCCGCCCCUCGACAAUGUCCCGCGAGCGUGAGCCCCGUCACCGCACGGCUGGAUCGUCAGCGUCCGUGCGUGCUCCACGCGGUGUCUGCAAUGGGGAGAAGCGUCUGGAGUGUCCAGUGUGCGAGAAGCGGUUCACCUUUCGAGGUAAUCUAGAAACGCACCUUCGGACCCACACCGGGGAGAAGCCUUUCGAGUGCGCAGUUUGCCAGAAGAAGUUCAUUCAUAGUGGACAUCUCAGAAGGCACCUCCGCAUCCACACCGGGGAGAAACCUUUCGAGUGCACUGUUUGCAAGCAGCAGUUCACUCAAAGUGGAAGUCUCAGAAUGCACCUUCGCACCCACACCGGGGAGAAGCCUUUCGAGUGCACAAUUUGCAAGAAGAGUUUCCCUCGUAGUGGAGAUCUCGGGGAGCACCUUCGCAUCCACACCGGCGAGAAGCCUUUCGAGUGCGCAGUUUGCAAGAAGAGUUUCCCUCGUAGUGGAGAUCUCAGGAGGCACCUUCUGACCCACACCGGGGAGAAGCCUUUCGAGUGCACUGUUUGCAGGCAAAAGUUCACUCAAAGUGGAAGUCUCAGAAUGCAUCUUCGCAUCCACACUGGGGAGAAGGCUUUCGAGUGCACAGUUUGCAACAAGAAGUUCAAUCAAAGUGGAAGUCUCAGAGCACACCUUCGGACCCACACCGGGGAGAAGCCUUUCGAGUGCUCAGUUUGCAAGAAGAAGUUUGUGCAAAGGGGACAUCUUCGAAGGCACCUUCUGAAACACAGCGGGGACACGCAUCGUGAGUGAAUAAUUUUCGACGACCUUGUAUACGGCACAUCGUUCAUGCUUUUUUAUUUCUGUUUGAAAGAAGAUUGGAACUGCGCUAUAGCCAUUGUGAUCUCUAUUCCUGCGGCCCCUCUAUGUUCGUGCUAGUUGACAAAUUCUCACUGUUUACGUUUGAGUCCAAGCCUUUUUGGUCCCUUUGCGGACGCCUUUUGCUUGUGACUUUUUGGAAAAAUGCCUUGGUUCCUAAAUUGAAGGUUGAUAUUGAUGUCGAUUGUGCUACCUGAGAGAAGCUUCUCCAGAAUGCAAACCGUUGGUGAAGGUCGAGCUUCUGCUUCGACAUUGUUUAGACGAGGGGAAAAAUUAAGUUACUUUGAAACGGGCGUGAUGAAUAUCUUAAAGCUUAGUGUUUUGCUUCGAAUUCUUUUAUAUUGGAACAUUGUUUUGGAUGCAUUAAACUUGAUUCAUGUUUGAUA